This is a messenger RNA of Arabidopsis lyrata subsp. lyrata, 1405 nucleotides long. Its product is annotated as GDSL esterase/lipase At2g30310. Lineage: Eukaryota; Viridiplantae; Streptophyta; Magnoliopsida; Brassicales; Brassicaceae. Gene Ontology annotation, molecular function: hydrolase activity, acting on ester bonds. The transcript is spliced from 3 exons. The record is from RefSeq and is a predicted model, not a curated record. The coding region runs from base 98 to 1177 and encodes 359 amino acids.
CUCACUCCUACAGAAAACAAAGCUCUUUCCCUUAUAAAUUACCAAAGACAUUUCAAAUUCAACAAAGUAAAAACAAGAAAUCAAAAUAAUUUUCACAAUGUAUACAUCUAAAACCUUAGUGUUUGGUCUUUUCGUUGCAACACUCCUCGUGUCUUGCAAUGCGGCUGCAAACGCCACAAUGCAGCCGCUUUUCCCAGCGAUUCUAAUCUUCGGGGACUCAACCGCAGACACAGGCAACAAUAACUACGAUUUACAAACCAUCUUCAAGGCUAUGCAUCUUCCUUACGGAGUUGAUCUCCCCGGCCAUGAAGCGAGCGGAAGAUUCUCGAAUGGAAAACUAAUCUCUGAUAUCAUUGCUUCCAAACUCAACAUUAAAGAGUUGGUUCCUCCAUUUCUACAACCAAACAUCUCCGACCAAGACAUUGUCACUGGCGUCUGUUUUGCAUCCGCGGGUGCGGGCUACGAUGACCGGACCUCACUCUCGAGCAAAGCAAUCCCAGUCUCACAGCAACCAAGCAUGUUCAAGAAUUACAUUGCUCGUCUGAAAGGUAUCGUAGGGGACAAGAAAGCGAUGGAGAUCAUCAACAACGCUUUAGUGGUCAUAAGCGCAGGGCCUAACGACUUCAUCUUGAACUUUUAUGAUAUCCCCACGAGGCGUCUCGAGUAUCCUACUAUCUAUGGUUACCAAGAGUUUAUCCUCAAGAGGCUUGACGGUUUUGUCCGGGAGCUUUAUAGUUUAGGUUGCCGAAAUAUUGUGGUCGGAGGGCUACCUCCAAUGGGAUGUUUACCGAUCCAAAUGACCACAAAAAUGAGAAACAUAUUGAGAUUUUGUGUGGAACAAGAGAACAAAGACUCCGUUUUGUACAAUCAGAAACUAGUAAAGAAACUGCCUGAGAUCCAAGCGUCUCUACCCGGAAGCAAGUUCCUUUACGCCAACGUCUACGACCCAUUAAUGGACAUGAUCCAAAACCCUAGUAAAUACGGAUUCAAGGAGACAAAGAAAGGAUGUUGCGGAACAGGAUACUUGGAAACGGCCUUCAUGUGCAAUCCCUUUACAAAGACUUGUCCGAAUCACUCGGAUCACUUGUUUUGGGACUCAAUUCAUCCCUCAGAAGCUGCUUACAAUUACAUUGGCAACUUUGUGGAUGCUCAGAUUCGAGGCUGGAUUAAGGCUUAAGCCAAUAAACAUUACGAAAUUAAUCAACUAAACAAUGUAUUUUGUCUUGGGAUUGACAAGGCACGUAGUUAUGGCCCUAUAGAUGCUUUGUAUUGGACUACGAUUAGAUUUUCUUUAAAUUUACUCUAAUAUUAAUAUAAUCUACAUUCAAUAUUUCCCCAUAUUACAAUUUUGUAAAAGAAAAAAAAAACACUUCUUUUCAUUUUCUACGAGUGGAAAGAAAGUCCA